Siniperca chuatsi (mandarin fish) is the source of this 3492-nucleotide messenger RNA. RefSeq names its product delta-like 2 homolog (Drosophila) (gene dlk2). The transcript has 6 exons. Bases 416 to 1636 code for a protein of 406 amino acids. Gene Ontology annotation, biological process: establishment or maintenance of epithelial cell apical/basal polarity; heterophilic cell-cell adhesion. Lineage: Eukaryota; Metazoa; Chordata; Actinopteri; Centrarchiformes; Sinipercidae. The record is from RefSeq and is a predicted model, not a curated record. Gene Ontology annotation, cellular component: protein-containing complex; plasma membrane. Gene Ontology annotation, molecular function: calcium ion binding.
GAUCAGUGUGUGUGUGUGUGUGUGUGUGUGUGUGUGUGUGUGCUUUGGUAUGUGAGUGAGGAAGACACACUCACACACACACACACUGUAAUCCAGGCAUGUCAGUUCCUGUCUUUGCGGAGGUUGUAUUCGUCGCUGUAAUCUCUGGAAAAAUGAUCCUGCUCGUUAUUUCCCGCCGCCUGCCAGUCGAGUGUGUGGGCAGAGCGACCUGAAGGUCCGUCGCUACAGCAACAGGCUGAACAGACUGAAGCUCGAGCAGAAAGAAGAAGAGACGAACGCAGAGGAAAACAUGAGGAGAUCUGACAGGAGAAACCAGGAGGAGAUCUGAAGAGAUCGAAUCAGCAGAAGAAGAAGGAGGAAAUAAAAACAGGAAGCAGACCGUCAGCAGGUCCUCGUCGUCCUCGAGGCCGGCGACAUGUCUUCAGUCAGAGCUGCAGCCGUCCCGCUGCUGAGCUGCUGCGUCCUCGUCGUCCUCGUCGUCCCGUCCUGCAGAGGUCAAGGAAGUGACUGCAGCUGCAACGUCACCAACAGCCGCUGUGACGAGUCCGGAGUCUGCAGGUGUGACCCCGGUUGGGACGGCGAGCGUUGCGAGCGCUGCGUGCCGAUGCCCGGCUGUCGCCACGGCUCCUGCCAGCAGCCGUGGCAGUGCAGCUGUGAGCCGGGCUGGGGGGGGCGCUUCUGCGACAAAGACCUGUCGGUGUGCUCGGAGCAGCAGCCCUGUCGGAACGGAGCUACCUGUGUGAUGGAGGACAGCGGUGAACACACCUGUCUGUGUCCUGAAGGUUUCCACGGCAGAAACUGUCAGCUGAAGGCCGGACCCUGCCACCAGCGGAGGUCUCCGUGUAAAAAUGGCGGCCUGUGUGAGGACGCUGACGGCUUCGCGGCAGAGUUGACGUGUCGCUGCCUGGCCGGCUUCACGGGGCCGCGCUGUGAGGCCGACGUGGACGACUGCCUGAUGAGGCCGUGUGCCAACGGCGCCACCUGCCUGGACGGCGUCAACCGCUUCUCGUGCCUCUGCCCCGCCGGCUUCACGGGACGCUUCUGCACCGUCAACCUGGACGACUGCGCCAGCCGGCCCUGCCUCAACGGCGGCCGCUGCCUGGACCGUGCCGGAGGCUUCCACUGCGUCUGCCGGCCCGGCUACACCGGAGCCACCUGCGAGACGGCGCUGAGGAGCCGGGACGACCGCGAGCCCGGCUGGACGACGCUGGGAUGGGAGGGAGGAGGAGGCGGGGUCAGACCUCACCUGACCACCGGGGGGAAGAACCAGAGGAGCAGCACCACCGGCAGCGGUAACAGCAGUCGUCAUGACGAUAGGCUGUUUAAGGUGACGGUGAGCGAGCGCGGCGGCGCCGGCCUGUCGGAGGUCCAGCUCAUCAUCCUGCUGGUGCUGGCGGGGAUGACGCUGGGCGUGGUGGUGCUGACCGCCGCCCUCGUGCUGCACGGUCACUGCAGGGACUGUGGCCACGCCCCCUGCUGGCCGCUGACAUCAUCAUCAUCAUCAUCAUCAUCAUCAUCACAGCAGCGAGGGCAGAAGAGCGGCCGGCGAGUGCAGCAGGACGAGCAGGAGUGUCAGAUCAGCUUCCUGAACGUAGCAGAACCAGAGAAGAAGAAACUGAACACUGAGGUCAUGUAGACUGAGUGGGCGUCCGAGCACAGGAACAGAGAGAGAGAGAGGUGCUCUCUCCGCCAGCACUGCAGGGCAGGAGGUCAGAGGUCAGAGGUCAGACAGCUUCACCUGCCUCAUGUUCAGGUCGGACCUGGGAUCCAGUUCAACAGGACGUGGUCUGAUUCUCCCAGCGUACACCUGGUGUUAAUAUGCAAAUUAACCGUGACAUCAUAACUUGUAUACUUGUCGUCCACAGAUUCAUCACGUCAGACUCAUGACGGACACUUUAAAACAAAACGGAUGUAGAUCGAUGCAGCAGAGACAUCGUCUGCUUUAUUCCACGCGUUCUUCUUCCUCGUCUAAACCUGACGCCUACAUCACCCACAAUGCACCUCUCCCUCUGACAGCUGGGUGGGAGGUCGUGGUGUGUUAUGCUAGCGGCGGCUAACGCAGCCCGCAGCAGAGGCGGUCUGCUGAGCUCGCUUCUGUCCGACUCCGCAGGUUCAAACUCGUCUUCAGCCCCGGCCGACGCCGACUCGAGUGACAUCACUCGAGGACGUUUAUCAGACCUCACGCAGCUGAAGGCCUCAUAUGACUUUAAAACAUAUAGAACCACCUGGAGACACCUGGAGACACCUGGAGACACCUGGAGACACCUGGAGACUGAGGUGGGAAAUCACUGCAGUUCAACUUUAAAGCGACAGUAACAAACGUGGUGACGCUGAUUCAGGUCUGGUGUUUUGUUUAAAUGUCGCACAGAUCAGUUUUGUAUCGUAAACACACGACGGCGUGUACAGAACAUUUUGCACACCUUUUCAUUGAAAUUAGUUUUAAUAACUUUAUGCAAUAUUGUUUUUAAAGCUAUAAAGACGGUUCGUUUGUUCUCUGCUGCCAUAAAUGUGGUUUUUCACUUCAGUUUGUGUUCAGAUGAAACAAACCGGAUAGAACAUGUAAAUCAGGCUAGCUGUUUCCCCCCGUUUCCAGUCUUUAUGCUAAGCUAAGCUAACCGCCUGCAGGCUGUAGCUUCAUAUUUAGCGUACUGACAUCAAUCUGAACGUCUGACUCUCAGGGAGGAAGAGAAGAAGAAGAUUUCACAAAAUGUUGAACUGCUCCUUUACACGAAGACUUCAAACGUCACGUAGAUGUGUGAAUUCAUCACAAAGCUGUGCAGUUCUUGACUGAUUUGUAAUGAAUUCUGGGUAAAUUUAGACUUUUUUUCAAACACGGCUGUGUGAAACCGCCCCGCUCUGUUCGCUGCACCCAAAUGUUUGUCUUCUGGAAGAAUCCGACAGCUAAAAGAACAGUGUUAUAAACUGUCCGAAUCCAUUUCGCUGCGAAAUUUCACAGUUUUAAAUCCCGGUGCGACCGGGCGGAUUUCUGCCAGAAGAAGAAAAGUGAUAAAACGGUUAGGAAUGGUAAAAGUAAGUAAUGCUCGUGGCCCCCCCCCCCGGCCUACGCCCCUGGAUAGUAAAAUUACGACACACUUGCUAUCUCACAGUUUCGACUCACUGCAUCAUAACUGUGACGUUCUUUCCUGUAUGUAAAGCCAAUCCUCACCACACAGUAACUCAAACCUGAGACAUUAUUCCAAACAGUUUAUAUGUUUUCUAUUUUGUUUUGGGGCAUAACUGUUUCCACAGUAUACAGUUGAAAUGUGUUUGGUUUAUUUUUUCCACUGUGUUGUAUAUGUUGUGUUUUCCUCUGUGUGCUCUUCACUGUUACGUGGUGAUAAAACAGAAACGCUGCGUCUCUCUGCAGCUUUAAAACCUAAUUUAUUGGUGUAAUUUAACAGCAGAGUGUGUGUGUGUGAUGUUCUGGGCUGCGAGUCGGAGGUUUUUAUAUCAAACUGUGUGCAAUAAAGUUGUGAAUGAUGAGCUCUGAAA